AUGAAACCGGUUCACUUUCUUGCAGCUUACAUAGCUACUGCGGCGGCGGCUCCUGUUCAGCAGUUGGAUAAACGACUAGUGCUGUACACUGUGUCCAAUCCACUACUGCAAGUAGUCAGAAAUGUUGAUAUCGCGGCAAAGCGUCUUCUAUUUUCUUAUGAUACGGGAACUGGAGGGGGCCCACCUUCACCAGGAGGCGUACUAGGACUUGCAGCCGUUGCAACUGACAGGCUAAUAACUAACGCUGAAGUAGCUGCCCAAGGUGUCGUUGAUUUGGGUGAUAAGUCGGCUAUCGAUAAUAACAAAGCUGCGUUGAAUGGCCUUCAAACAUUAGAGGACUACAAAAAGCUUUACGAGGGGUACUGGGCCGCAACUUCUGCCCCAACUGGUGUCAGCCCAGGCCUACUCACAAACUAUACCCAAGACUUGCUGUUUUCCAUGCAACGGCUGUCUACAAACCCGUAUGCUGUCAGGAGACUUGCUCCAGGAGAAACACUCCCAUUCAGCGUAGAUGACACGAUCGUUAAAAACCUCACUGGUACCGAUAACGGCAGUGAGGUAAUUGUUGGAAUAGAUCUAGAUACCCUCUUGUCGCAAGGGCGGCUGUUCUAUGUGGACCACAGCGUGCUCAAAGACUUUGAAACUGAGCAGUCCGCCAAUCACGCAGGAGGAUGCGACGCCUAUUUCUUUAUUCACCCAACGACGGGACAGUUCUUGCCUUUAGCUAUUCGAACUAAUUAUCAGAGCAAUUUGAUCUACACACCACAUGACAGCUUUGAGGACUGGCUGUUGGCCAAGAUCAUGUUUAACGCUGAUGACUUGUUCAUGGCUCAGUUCUAUCAUUUUUCAGGUUCCCAUUUCGUUAGCGAGGCUAUCUUCCAAGCUGCCGUUCGAACUUUGAGCGAGGAGCAUCCCGUUUUGGCUAUCCUCAGAAGAUUGAUGUAUGGCGCCUUUGGAAUCCGACCUUUAGCAGUUGACAUACUCUUCCCUGUCGGAGGUCUCAUAGAUCGGCACUUCGGUUACAGCGGAAGAGCGGCAGAGAGCUACUCAAACUAUUUAUACGAAAGUGGAAUUUCCGGUGCCGUCCAGGCCAACUACUUCAAGGCCAAUCUAAAGCGUCGUGGCCUCAUAGAGCCUGCUUUUGGCCCGGCAUUGACACAUUUCCCUUUCUAUGAGGAUGCUCUUCCUCUCUGGAACGCCAUGCACACGUUUAUGACCGCCCUUGUUCACAGCUACUACCCUACUGACGCAUCGGUCGCCGCCGAUAAUGAAAUCAUGGCCUGGAUGGAUGAAGCAAACGGGUCAGCUGAGGUUGUCGAUUUCCCCAAUAGGGCGACAAUGAAUUCCCGGGCCAAGCUUAUCGACGUUCUUACACAUGUUGCCCACCUCGUAUCGACCGCACACCACGUCGUUAACACCAAUGCCCUUAUAACUGCAGGAGCUGUUCUUCCACUCAACCCAGGUGCUCUGUUCCACCCAAUCCCAACCGCGAAAGGCGAAACAGACGUUGCAAAAUACCUUCCAGAUGUGGAUAAGUCUAUUGCUUAUAUCUUUAAUACGGGACUAUUUUCAAGGCCUUUACUCGCUGGAACGGACCGUACGAUCGUUCACAUGUUUGACGAUCCGGUCAUGCUUCUACGAAUGAAACCUGCCGUUAGAAUUGCCAACAACGUAUUCAAGGCCACAAUGGAGGCGAGAAGCACCAUCUUUAAACACCGUCGGCUCGAUAGCAAUGGAUUGAGUCAGGGCAUGCCAUUCGUAUGGAAGACCCUAGACCCCGAUGUUGCACCAUGGAGUUUGACGGUUUAG
This is a messenger RNA of Orbilia oligospora ATCC 24927, 1809 nucleotides long. RefSeq lists its product as uncharacterized. The record is from RefSeq and is a predicted model, not a curated record. Gene Ontology annotation, biological process: lipid oxidation. Gene Ontology annotation, molecular function: oxidoreductase activity, acting on single donors with incorporation of molecular oxygen, incorporation of two atoms of oxygen; metal ion binding. The transcript is spliced from 3 exons. Lineage: Eukaryota; Fungi; Ascomycota; Orbiliomycetes; Orbiliales; Orbiliaceae. Bases 1 to 1809 code for a protein of 602 amino acids.